Messenger RNA from Eremothecium cymbalariae DBVPG#7215, 402 nucleotides. RefSeq names its product Ies6p (gene IES6). The record is from RefSeq and is a predicted model, not a curated record. Bases 1 to 402 code for a protein of 133 amino acids. Gene Ontology annotation, biological process: chromatin remodeling. Lineage: Eukaryota; Fungi; Ascomycota; Saccharomycetes; Saccharomycetales; Saccharomycetaceae. The transcript has a single exon. Gene Ontology annotation, cellular component: Ino80 complex.
AUGGACAACAAGAUGGAUUUCUUACGAUCUGUUGCGUCUAUGAAUGAUACUUCACAAAAAGGGUUUAAAUCACCUAAUUGGAAAAAACCUAUAAGGCGACACAAACCUACCAGACAAUUGCUCACAGAUGAAUGGAAAAGAUUGACAAGUGAGUCUGGAGAAGUUUAUGGUAAAGAUGCUAAUAAAACGAGAUUGACAUAUUUUAAUGUUCAAGCGCCUCCUUCGCAAUACCCUAUAAAAAGAUAUUGUGACAUUACGGGCUUGAAGGCUCGCUACAAGUCACCCAGCAAUGGAUUGCGGUUUUACAAUAGCGAAGUAUAUUCUCUGGUAAUUAAACCGAUGACACCUGGCGUGGAUCAGGAGUAUUUAAAGUUAAGAGGCGAUAAUGUUGUAUUAAAAUGA